Molecule: messenger RNA, 3973 nt
Organism: Peromyscus leucopus (white-footed mouse)
Lineage: Eukaryota; Metazoa; Chordata; Mammalia; Rodentia; Cricetidae
Gene: Larp1b
Product: La ribonucleoprotein 1B
Biological process (GO): positive regulation of translation; mRNA stabilization
Cellular component (GO): cytosol; cytoplasmic stress granule
Molecular function (GO): RNA cap binding
Source: RefSeq, a predicted model, not a curated record
AGCGCUGCACGCCUCGGCGGGCGGGUUCCGCGUCCCAGGACCGAAGCGGGUCGGUGCCCCCGUGUAGAGAGAGGGGCGGCCGGGCUCCCUGGACCCGGACGGCCCCCGGCUGGGCAGGAGGCUGGGGCCAGGGCCGGCCAUGUCCGCUCGCGCCCCGGUGCCCGCCGCUGCCCCCGGGAGGACCCGCCCGCCGUGGCCGGCGACCGGGACGCUCUGUUGGCAGCGGCGAGCCGGCGGGCGGAGCAGCCGGCGCCCGGCGAGCGGGAGGGCAAGGAGGCGAGGGAGGAGCGGGCCGCGGCCGCCACCAGCGCGGGGGCGCGGGGAGAGCCGUCGCCGGCGCUCGUGCUGGGACACAGCGUGCCGCAAGCGGCCGUGCCCGUGAGGCCGCUGGCGCUGCACCUGGCACACAAGGCGCGCGCGCCCGGGGGUCCCUUCGGCGGGGAGGCCCCACCGCUGCCACCGCCGCCGCCGCCGCCGCCGCCAGCACCGCGGGACCCUCCCGAGGACGCCCAAGAGGACCCUGCGGCGGCCGGCCCCGAGGACAAGCCGCCGCCGCCGCCGCCAAAGGGGAACCCGUGGACCAAGAAGCUGCCGCAGCACCUGUCCCCCGUGGGCACCGGCGCGCCGCCGCCCGCUCAGGACGCCCCGGAGGCCGAGCUCAGUUCCCCAAAAAUUAUAAAAGCGGGAAAACUCAAGACAAAGAAAUCCAACAAGGCUAGUGACUUCAGUGAUAUGGCAAACUGGCCAACACCAGGUGAAUUAGUGAACACGGGGUCUCAGAAUGUUAUCAGCCAAGGAAAUAAGAAGCCACAAUUCAGAAAAGAAAAAGAAGAGAAGAUUGAAAAAAGAAGCAACAAUGAGAGCAAAGAGAACCGGGAAGCAAAACUAGAUGGUCCUGUUGAGAAUGUCAGCGAGGAUGAGGCUCAGUCAAGCAGCCAGCGGAAGAGAGUGAACUUUGAUUAUUCCUAUGGUUAUCGAGAGCCAGGGGAAAGAACUGAUCAGCCAUUUCCCACAGAGCUGAACACCAGCAUGAUGUAUUACUACGACGAUGGCACAGGGGUGCAGGUCUAUCCUGUGGAUGAAACACUGCUGAAAGAGUACAUUAAGCGCCAAAUUGAGUAUUACUUUAGUACAGAGAACUUGGAACGGGACUUCUUUCUUCGCAGAAAGAUGGAUGAGCAGGGAUUCCUGCCCAUUUCCCUGAUUGCUGGUUUUCACCGUGUGCAAGCUCUCACCACAAACCUUAAUCUCAUCUUGGAGGCACUGAAGGAUAGCACAGAAGUAGAAAUUGUGGAUGAAAAAAUGAGGAAAAAGAUUGAACCAGAAAAAUGGCCAAUCCCAGGCCCUCCUCCUCGAAAUGUGCCACAAACAGACUUCUCUCAGUUGAUUGAUUGUCCGGAGUUCAUACCAGGCCAGGCCUUUGGCUCCCAUACAGAGUCUGCCCCAAACUCUCCAAGAACUGGAAGUCCACUGAGCCCAAAGAAAAAUACUGAAACAAAUACUCUCCGAGUGAUGUCUAGAGGUUUGUCUACCAGCUUACCUGACCUGGACUCAGAACCAUGGGUUGAUGUGAAAGAGAGGCAUCACCCAUCCCCAGGGACAUUAAAGGAAUCAAUAUCUGUACCUGAAGAGACAUCAAAUCAACUAACCUUUCCAGAAGAACCAAAACAAGAAGAACGUGACUUUUUGUUUGAUGAAGAAAUGGAACAGACAGAAAGAAGGAAAAAGACAUUUAAUGUUUGGUCUGAUAAUGAUUCAGAUUAUGAAAUUGAUGACCAAGAUUUAAACAAGAUUUUGAUCGUAACUCAGACACCACCUUAUAUGAGAAAGCACCCUGGAGGAGAUCGAACAGGCACCCAUGCAUCACAAGCAAACAUUACGUCAGAACUUGCUGAAGUGAUUAGUGAUGGCUUGUAUAAUUACUCUGAACAGGACCUGUGGACGGAAAGUGAAAAUACAUGCACAGCCUUAAAGGUAACGAUUUCCGAAAUGACUUCAGCAACAAAGGCUCACACAAUGCCCUCUGCAGUUCCAUCAUCUCUCAGGAUUCAUCCUGUGUGUACUCCUAAAGCACAUCGAAUGACUUGGCCACAAGAUCCUAACAAAACACUGAGAUUUUAUCCUGUAGUCAAAGAGCCAAGUGCCAUCGAUGUAAAGAGUCCACGAAAGAGGAAGACGAGUCACAGCACAAACCCCCCUCUAGAGAGUCACGUUGGGUGGGUGAUGGAUUCCAGGGACCAUGGGCCAAGACCACCCUCUGUCAGCAGUUCAGCUACUUCCCCUUCGGAAGGUGCACCACUUGCAGGAAGCUGCAGCUGCACUCCUCACUCAUUCCCGAAGUUCCAGCAUCCAUCUCAUGAACUGCUGAAGGAGAACGGCUUUACCCACCAAGUGUACCACAAGUAUCGUCGAAGGUGUUUAAGUGAGAGAAAACGCUUGGGAAUUGGACAGUCACAGGAAAUGAACACCCUCUUUCGUUUCUGGUCCUUCUUCCUCAGAGACCACUUCAAUAGGAAAAUGUAUGAGGAAUUUAGACAACUUGCUUGGGAAGAUGCAAAAGAGAAUUACAGGUAUGGGUUAGAAUGUCUUUUCAGGUUUUAUAGUUAUGGACUGGAAAAAAAAUUCAGACAAGAAAUUUUUAAGGAUUUUCAAGAAGAAACCAAAAAAGACUACGAAUCUGGCCAUCUAUAUGGACUGGAAAAAUUUUGGGCCUAUUUGAAAUAUUCUCAAUCUAAGACACAGUCUGUUGACCCAAAACUUCAGGAAUACCUCUGUAGUUUUAAGAAGUUAGAAGACUUCCGUAUUGAUCCCCCUAUGAGUGAAGAAUUUGGAAGAAAAAGACAUUCAUCUGCUUCUGGGGAGGAGAGUAAUCACCAUAGACUCCCACCUCACUCUUCCACACCACCAAGUGCUGCUCAGCCUGCAUCUACCAGUGAACUGCAGGAGAAAGCCACAGGUGCCCAGUGACAACUCACACCAGAACAGUGCUGCCUCGUCCCCUGUGGGUGAAGGGCCAGGGAAGUAGAUGAUCACACGAAAGUGUGUGUCCUGGAAAUCAGCGUUAGCAUCUUCUCAUGUUUAAUUGUGAUAAUCAGAAAACAAAAAGGAAGAAAAAUGGUUGUCUAUUUUUCUAGCAAGAUAAAUUCCACACGUUUACCCUGAUUCCACAAACAAGGUCUCUUUGACCUUAGGAGAUCCUGUAGUAAGGCUCUAUGGCCUCAGGUUUUCUUGAAGGCCAUUAUUUACAAGAACAAAAUUCCUUUAAUACAUUUAAACACGCCCACACAAGGAAUCACUGACAUUUCAACUCAUCCUUCUUACAGAAGAUACACUAUGUUGUAUUCAUCUCUUCUAUAGACCUCUUAAAGAGUCAAAUAGUCCCACUGUCUGUCCAUAUCUGAACAUGUCAAAAGCAAGGAAGAAUUAUGUACAUAGGUUUUAAGUUCAGAAAUGGAUAUGAAAGAUACAUUUUUUCUUGUAUAUACAUAGUUUGAAGGAAAUUUUUUCUUUGUUUUUUAUUUUUCCAAAACAAUGCACAGCAGACUAUAGUUGUGAAGCCUGUGGGCUUCGGAUGUUGCCGAUUUCACAGUGCUAUGUUGAUAUGGAGCUUUCUGAAUUGGCACAAGUUGGGUAUAUAGAUUCAAACAGAUUGACCUUUGUUUUUCUACAAAAACUUGCACAUGUGACAGAAAACAAUUGGGUUCUGUUGGAAUAUUUGUGUAAAGCAAAUAAUUUGUUUUGAAUGUGUCUGCUGUUUAUAUCUGCAAGUGGGUGUGUCAGAGCAGUCGUAUAAUCAUCACCUAACAGAAGCAUUUCGUUGUUUCUUUUUGUUUCUUUUAAUUUUGUUUAUGCCCAUAAUUGUUUUCAAGAGUUGAAACAAAUUGAUUUCUAAUACUUAGUGCUAUUGCAACUGAUGUAAAUAAUAGUUUUAUUUUGUGAAAUUUAAAAAAUAAAUUAUUUUGAAUGAUUUGAA